AUGCACGAUUUAAAAAAUAAAGUGGCGAUAGUCACAGGUGGUGCAAAUGGUAUUGGUGCCAGUAUAGUGAGGGAAUUCGUUAAAGAAGGCGUAAAAUAUGUGGCAAUUCUCGACGUAGUAGAAAAUACCGGUGCAGCACUUGAAAAUGAAUUAAACACAAAGUACGGUGUAGGAACUGUGUGUUUCUUCAAAUGUGACGUCACCAAAUCGGACCAGUUAUAUGACGUUUUCAAUAAAGUUAAAGAAGCUCACGGUGGCUUCGACAUACUUGUAAAUAAUGCCGCAAUAGCUGAUGACUCUCGUGGCGGAUUCAAACUACAAAUAGAAGUUAAUUUUUUGGCAGUAGUGACCUCAUCAUUUAAAGCAUUAGAGUUGAUGAGAGUAGACCAGGGAGGAAAAGGUGGCACCAUUAUCAACGUAUCAUCCGUAGUUGCGCUUUCUCAUGACUUAGGCCUGCUUCCUGUGUACGCUGGAACAAAGAGUGCUAUACUACAGUUCAGUUGUCGUCUUGGGAUGGAUGAACUUAAUUCACGUAAUAACGUGCGUGUACUGACGAUGUGUUUUGGCGCCACAGACACUAACAUUUUGAAAACUUGUAAAAGUUUUGACGAAGAAGUCACAGAAGUCAUAAGGGAAUAUUUCUUGACUUGUGACAUGCAAUCAACUGAAGCAGCGGCUCAAGGUGUUGUGCAUAGCUACAAAACGGGGAACAGCGGAACCGUGUGGCUAAUCGACAAGAACACAACAUUGGAUAUAACAGAUAAAAUAAAGAAAGCCAAUGAAAUAAUGUCUGCGGACCUCUUCACUUAG
This is a messenger RNA of Pararge aegeria (speckled wood butterfly), 810 nucleotides long. RefSeq names its product 15-hydroxyprostaglandin dehydrogenase [NAD(+)]-like. The record is from RefSeq and is a predicted model, not a curated record. The transcript is spliced from 5 exons. Gene Ontology annotation, cellular component: cytoplasm. Gene Ontology annotation, molecular function: oxidoreductase activity, acting on the CH-OH group of donors, NAD or NADP as acceptor. Bases 1 to 810 code for a protein of 269 amino acids. Lineage: Eukaryota; Metazoa; Arthropoda; Insecta; Lepidoptera; Nymphalidae.